Messenger RNA from Pleurotus ostreatus (oyster mushroom), 939 nucleotides. RefSeq lists its product as uncharacterized. NCBI's taxonomy places the organism in Eukaryota, Fungi, Basidiomycota, Agaricomycetes, Agaricales, Pleurotaceae. The coding region runs from base 1 to 939 and encodes 312 amino acids. The transcript is spliced from 4 exons. The record is from RefSeq and is a predicted model, not a curated record.
AUGGCCACUCAUGUCUUGCGCCGACACUGGCUGUCGCUCUCCUGCUUUCUAGGUGUUAUCUGCGCAACUGUCGCAAAGGGAGACCCAUUCGUCAGUGUGGAGGCGGUUGACGUACUUCCUGGUGGCCUCCCCAAGACAGGGUACUGGCACAAAGAGUACAAUGAUAGAUGCGGCGCAGACCUGUUCGAAGCGCAUGGUGCGAAUGCUGGGAUGUCCUUCACCUUUAUUGGAUCUGGUUUUGUCGCUCGCCUUCUCUCCUGCGAGACGUGCUCUCCAGUUGAGAUCCACAUCGAUGACUCCAAGGAACCUAUCACUGUCGACCUCUCCGAGCGUGGCUUCAGAUGCCCUACAGGCAGCCCUGUGUUCACCAAGACGGACCUCGUACACGGUAUGCACACUAUACGAAUUCAGCGCCUAGAGGAAGGAAAGCCAAUGAAAGUCAUGAAGUUUGAGUACCUGACUCAUGCACCACCUACUCCGAGCUCCGGGGAAAGCGACGAAUCUUCAUCUCCGCCUCCUUUACCUGAGUCUCCUCAAAUAGCAUUCUCCGCCGCUGCCGACACCGCUGGGAAAGCUGCGUCAUCGAUCGCUACUUCGGCCAUGAAAUCGGCAGCAAGAGUCGUAGCCAAACAAGCAGCGGGGAUAGCGAUGAGCUACGCCGUGAUGACUGGUGCCAAACUCGUAGCCAAAGCGGCGAUGGGGUAUGUCGCUGGGGAAACGAUGGGGGAUAUUGUUGCGGAUGGGCUGACAGGUGCGAUGAGUGACGGGGGUGAAGGCUUCAGUGUUGCAGGCGACGGGGGCGGAUGGUUUGAUACUGCAGGAGUCGAUGGGAGCGUGGACACGGGUGGCCUUGUUGACGGAGAUAUGCCUGUGGAUGGGGGCGAUGUUUCUGAUGCGCUGGUCGAUAUACUCAGUGGGAUUGCAGCCACAUUGUUCUAG